AUGAACAAAGAAGAUAAUAAAAAAAAACAGUAAAAAUAGGAGCAACCUUAGAAGGAAAAGCCCGAAAAAAAAGAAGAAUAAAAAGUUAACAACGAUGAAACUUAAACAAAAAAGAAGAAGAAGAAUAACAAUAACGCAAACAACAAGAAUUAAGUCAAUGAUGAUUUAGCAUUUUUAGAAUCUUUAAUAAAAUCAAAGCAAGAAGAAGAAAAUAAGCAAAGAUAAGAAAAGAAAAAUAAACCUAUUUCUGAAGAAGAAGAAAAAAAUGAUGCUCCUUAUGGAAAAUUAGGCCCUGCUUAUAAGGAAGGCAUGGAACUUAAUAAAUCUAGAUUUUAAGAUAACUCUGUUUUGAGAUUACUUGGAGAUUGGAAGGAAGGAGAAACUAAACAAACUUAACCACCUACUGUGAGAGUUGAUGAAUAAUUCCCAAACCACGAAUAUCCUGUUGGUGAAAUUUAAUAUUAUCAAAAAGACUAAGCUUUUAGAACAAGUUCUGCUGAAUUGAAGGAGAAGGAUAAACUUAUGGAUCAUUAGAUUGAAUGCUUAAGAAAAGCUGCAGAAUGCCAUAGACAAGUUCGUAAAUAUUGCCAACAAUUAAUCAGACCAGGAAAAAAAUUAAUUGACAUCUGUGAAUCAAUUGAAGAAAUGAAUAGAUUUUUAGUUAGAGAAAAAGGUUUAGACGCCGGUAUUGCAUUCCCUACUGGCUGCUCUCUUAAUCACGUUGCUGCUCACUACACUCCAAAUAACGGAGACUUUACAACUAUUGAAUAUGAUGAUGUUUGUAAAAUUGAUUUUGGUACUCAAGUUGAGGGUAGAAUUAUUGAUUGUGCUUUUACUGUUGCUUUUAACCCUAAAUAUGAUAAGCUUUUAGAAGCUGUAAAAGAAGCUACCAACACUGGUAUUAAGGAAGCUGGUAUUGAUGUGAGAAUUCCUGACGUUGGUGCUGCAAUCUAAGAAGUCAUGGAAAGCUACGAAGUUGAAAUUGAAGGAAAAACAUAUCCUGUAAAGGCUAUCAGAAAUCUUAAUGGUCAUUCUAUCGAAGCUUAUCAAAUCCAUGCUGGUAAAAGUGUUCCAUGCAUCCGUACUGGCCCAAAUGUUAAGAUGGAGGAAGGAGAAUAAUAUGCUAUCGAAACUUUCGGUGUCAUAAAUGGUAAAGCCUCAAUUUUCGAAGAUGGUGAAUGUUCUCACUAUAUGAAAGAUUUCAAUAAAGAAAUGGUUCCUCUUAGACAACCUAAGGCCAAAAACUUGUUAAAGUUUAUUGAUAACAACUUUGGAACUCUUGCCUUCUGUAGAAGAUGGUUAGAUAGAGGUGGUUAGACUGGUCAUAUUUUAUCAUUAAAAUAAUUAUGCGAUGCUGGUAUAGUUGUUCCUUAUCCUCCUCUUGUUGAUGUUAGAGGUUCAUAUGUAGCUCAAUACGAACAUACAAUCGUUCUUAAGCCUUCUCAUAAAGAAGUUAUUUCUCGUGGUGAUGAUUAUUGA
Tetrahymena thermophila SB210 is the source of this 1479-nucleotide messenger RNA. Its product is annotated as type II methionine aminopeptidase. Gene Ontology annotation, molecular function: metalloaminopeptidase activity. The transcript is spliced from 4 exons. Gene Ontology annotation, biological process: proteolysis. NCBI's taxonomy places the organism in Eukaryota, Ciliophora, Oligohymenophorea, Hymenostomatida, Tetrahymenidae. The record is from RefSeq and is a predicted model, not a curated record.